Molecule: messenger RNA, 1236 nt
Organism: Bathycoccus prasinos
Lineage: Eukaryota; Viridiplantae; Chlorophyta; Mamiellophyceae; Mamiellales; Bathycoccaceae
Exons: 1
Coding region: 1-1236 (411 amino acids)
Molecular function (GO): protein binding
Source: RefSeq, a predicted model, not a curated record
AUGAAGCCAACAUCAGCGCACUCCUCAUCCUCUUCAGACUCUGAGAGUGACGAUGACGACGACGAAAUAAACAAGUUCUGCUUAAACUGUCGAACGAGAGGUGACUUCUUAAAAGUCUGCGCGAGAUGUAAAUCGGUUUAUUUUUGCAACAGCGAGUGUCAACGAGAAGCGCACAAAGAACAUUCGAAAGUGUGCGUGAGUAAGGCACCGGCGCCGCUCAACUUACCCAAAGGCAUGCCAGCGCCGAAAACGGAGGAGGAGAAAAAGAACGAAAUCGAAAUCGAAACGAAACGAAUAGAAACAAAGUUACUACCAAGCGUUCUGAAUAAUAAUAGCAGCAGCAGCAGCGCGAACAAGACGAAUUUUGGUGUAGGAAACCCACCGGAGGAAGCGCUCGUGGACGAGUUUGAAGACGCGCUCGUGUUUGCGAUUACGAACGAGAACGAAAGUUUAGAACGGAAAUGUAGAAUUGGUUUAGCGCACGUGUACUUAUAUUCCAGUCGCGCGAAAGAAGGUCUGCAUUAUCUCGAGCCAGUCGUAGAAUACUACAAAAGAGAAGGAACAGUUGAAGCGGUGGAACCUCACGUGUUAGCCGCCGAGUGUUGCGUGAAGUUAUCAUCGUUAUUAGGGGACGAAGAUGAACAGAAAGAGAAAUUUAAAGAACGAUGUAAAGUAGAGCUCGCUGCCGCACUCGAUGCAGCUACAGAAUACACGCAAAAAGAUGAAACAAAGCAGGCAGAGAUUCUGUUACGUUGUGGUAUUUGUCUUUUGGAUGGAAAGUUAUUCGACAAAGCAAUUGGCGUCUUCAUCCAAGCUUCGGCGUGCGCGGAAAAAUUGAAUGCUCAUGGCAUCGCCGCGCGCGCAAAAAACAGAGUUGGACACGCGCUGAUACAAAUGAAGAGACCCAGCGAUGCAAUCGUUGCUUGGAAAGAUGAGCUCGAAUCUCUUGAGAAGUUCAAAAACAACGACGACGUUAAAAACGAAAGCGACAAAGCGCUGGAUGUAAAAAAAGCCGCGUUUCUCAAAUCAAUGUGUCACGGGAAUAUUUUCGCUGCGUAUGCAUUCUUAGGCGCAGUUGAUGAUGCUCGAGUCCAUUCAAAUCUAGCAAUCAUAAACGCUAAGGAAAGUGGAGACGCGAACGAGUUAAAGCGAACACUGGUACAACAAAAAGCGACUUGGGACGCUUUGAACAGAGACGAUAUGCGUGCGGAGCUAGAAAAGGUUAGCGUUGAGUAG